Molecule: messenger RNA, 6730 nt
Organism: Cyprinodon tularosa
Lineage: Eukaryota; Metazoa; Chordata; Actinopteri; Cyprinodontiformes; Cyprinodontidae
Product: interphotoreceptor matrix proteoglycan 2-like
Exons: 17
Coding region: 264-5864 (1866 amino acids)
Biological process (GO): visual perception
Source: RefSeq, a predicted model, not a curated record
CCUGCUGGAAAGGGAUUGGAGAAACCAGUCAGACCAGUAAGGACCUUCCAUAGAGGAGACUAACAGAGGGUCAUGAUGGCUGGGUGUGUCGGUGUGACAGAUGCCCCCAGAAAGCUACUAACAGGAUGACGUCUGCGCCGCGAGGCCACAGGCUCCCUCCUUCAGAUUCAUCUGCAGCUCGUCCUCCAUCCAUGUCCGCGAGAGGUGGACAUGCUCCCCUGAACUGCAUCUGACCGAGACGAUCGGACUUAUUCGCCACCGCCAUGGUCCGGGGACCGGCCUGCGCCAUGUUUCAGGCUUUUAGACUUUUUCUGCUGCUGGUCGCCGUUUCACAGGCAGCUGGAAUCAAAGAUGGCAGCGUCAGACUCGGCUCGGAGCUGAACGCAGAGUCUGCGGCCCCGCCGCGUCUGGCUGAUCUGCUGAAAACGUCUUCAGGCUGGGAGCUCAGCAGACGUCGAUCCAAGAGGUCGGUGUUUUUACAGCCCGGGGUGAGAAUCUGCUCCCAAGAGAGCUUUGAGGACGUCCUCGCCAGCCACCAGGCCUACUACCAACUCAGAGUUUGCCAGGAGGCGGUGUGGGAGGCCUUCCGGAUCUUUCUGGACAGAAUCCCUGGGACCUCAGAGUACCAGACAUGGGUCCACGCCUGUCAGCAGGAGUCCCUCUGCAUCUCGGACAUCGCCAAGAACUUCAGCAGCUCUGAGGAGCACAUCAGCAUGAUCAACAGGAGAAUGAGCCGCCUGAGAGACAGAAGGCCUCCGUCCCGGAUUGUGACUCCUGCACCGACUCACACCAUCCCUGAGCUCACAGGUCCUGAAGCUCAGCCCAGCACAUCGUCUCCACAGAUCAUCACCGUCACCCCUGGUGUCCCGCUCAGUCCCGUCUCCUCCUCACUCAGUCCUGCUGUGGACCACAGUCAGCCUGCUGAACCCGACCAGGAGGAAACGGAGCUGCCCAACGCCGUCCCUGAGAGUCUGAUGGUCCAGACCCUGGAGUUCAGCAUCGACCUGGUGGAUCCAGGCUACAGGGAGCUGCUGGGCUUCCCGGACUCACCGCAGUACGUCGACCUGGCCAAGCACCUGCAGGAUCAGAUGCAGCACGUUUUUGACCAACUUCCAGGAUUCAAAGCCAUCAGCGUUGUGGGAAUCCGGGCUGAAGGGAUCUCCGUCCACUACGCCAUCGUCUUUGAGAACAACGUCCAUCAAGCGACCUCAGAGAAGUCGGACACAGCAACUAGAGAACCGGGGAGCUCAGCGGACGCUGGUCUCAGAGGAAUGGUGACCAAGGCUUUGCAGGAGAAAGCGUCUCUGCCGGUCGACCUGGACUCACUGAACUUCCAACCAGGAGAAGUAAUCAUCUUGCCAAAAUCAACGUUAGCACCUACAGCUGAAGUACUGCAUGAGUCCAGUGAACCAGAGUCGCAUAACGAUUUUAACGUCUCCAUCCCUGAGCCAGAGAUCGAUAAACAUCAGCCUGUGGCUCCUCUCACCCCCAAGGAGAAGGAAAACGACCUUGUGACCCUGCUGGAUUCCACCGCUGUCUCACCUGGCGAGACGGUCACAGUGACUGAUGGGAUGAUGGUGAUCAGUGAUCGUUCCCCGGCUUCACAGGACGUUAUUGAUGAAUCAGAAGCAAUUUACGUGAUUGAACCAGAGCCAUCAAGCCACGAACAAGAGGAGGAGGAAUUGCUCAUCAUUACCCAUGAGAUUGAAACCAUUCAUCAGGAUGAAACCGGGGAACUUGUGCGUGUCUUCAUCCCAACCCCGCCUCUGCUUAAUCAGGGGGAGACGGAGGCUGCAUUCAUCACGCCGUCUCCUAACCUGAUAUCAGAGGAAGACCUGACUCCUGUUAAUAAGGAGGGAGAAACUCCUCAUUUGAAAGUUGUUCAUUUUACCCCAACAGCUCAGAUAUUAUUCAGUGGUGCUGUUAGUGAUAAGGAGCUGUCUGAAAUUACAACUCCAAGCAUCAAGCCUGCCGCCAUCACAGACCUGCCACCGACAGCGCCGGGACCAAUCCUUCAAGAGGAUGAAGACAUUAAUACUCUUCCAGAUGAGGAGCUGGUAGAUUCGGCUAUUUCCAAACCCAAACAAGGUCACAUUCUGGACAAAGGAUCCCAGGAUAUUGAGGGUUUGCAAACUGAAGUUGUCCCGCUAGAGCCAGGCAAAGCUGUGGACGUUCGACCUGAUGAUGGGCUUGAGGCCAUUAGGCCAAGUCUCGAGCCAGUCGAAGCCUCCGAACCAGGUGAAGUAGUGUUAGAAAUGUCGGAGCCAAAUGGCGAAGCAACAGUUGAAAUCUCAGUGCCAGACUUAGAAGUGGAGAGCCUUCAAGAGUCAACUGAAGAGGCAGGUCGAGUUUCCGAUCUGGAUACAGCGGUCGACACUUCAGGAACAGAAGCUGGUGAGGUGCAAGAGCAAGACCUAGAAGCAGACAAAGCAGGAGUAGAUGAUUCUACGCAAGAAAAAGAACCGACUAAAGCUACAGAGCCAGAGUCAAGAAGUAAGGAUGAGGCAAAGGUUAUAUUUAAUGUGGAAACAGUUGAAACAGUACAAAUAGAAGAAUCCCUAUCAGAGACAAACAAGGAGGAGACCACACCAGAGGUUUCCGUAAAUCAAGUCAAAGAGCAAGGUGACAUUUUCCACCCAGACGAGGCAAUAGUUGAAACUACAGAACAAAAGGAAGACAAGAGAGAGGAAAUGAUUCAGGUGUCUCUUUUAGUUCCUCAACCUGAGGAACAUUUGAUGGACGUCUCAGAAAAAGAGGAAGAGGUGGAGCUCGUUGGCUCCACAGAUGAAAAAGUUGUAGAAGGGCCUUUUCAUGACAUCUCAAAAGAAAUGGCAGCCGAUGUUUCAGACGUGACGACAAAAACGCCACCUGAGAAUCAAAUAUUACCUGAUGUCCCUGAAGAUAGGUUUCCCGAUUUAACAGAAGAAAGGGUAACCACAGUUAUGGUCGACAGAGAGCCUGGAGAUACCAAGGAAAGAGUUCAUGGUAUCACUGAGGAAAUGGUUCCCAUAGUCACAGAGGAGCCAGGUUCUGAGGUUAUAGAGGACAGAGUUGCAGAGGUUACAAUGGAACCAGGUUUUGAAGUCACUCAGGAAGGAACGAUUCCCAAAAACGUGGUAGAAAACGUUCCUGAACUUAUAGAAGAGCUGGCUACUGAAGCCACAGUAGACAGGGUUCCCGAAGUCAGACAAGAAAUCACUCACAUCACAGAAGGGGUUUCUGAAGUCAUAGAAGAUGGAGUUCCUGAAAUCCCAGAGGAACAAAAAGAACUUGAAGGUUUUGAAGUCGGCGAGGAAGAAUUGGUUCCAAAGGAUCUGAAAGAAAUUGUUCUUGACCGGACAGAGGAAGCAGGUCCGAAAGCCACAGAGGAAAGAGUCCCUGAAGCCAUAGAAGAUAAGGUUCCCAAAGUCACAGAAGAUAUGGUUCCCAAAGUCACAGAAGAUAGUGUUCCUCAUGUCAUCGAGGAUGAGUUUUCCAAAGCCUCUAAGGAGACAGUGUCCAAAGUUACAGAUGAAGGCAUCAACCUGCAUGGAGUUAAGGAUGAGGUUUUUGAACAGGAGAAACCGGUUCCUGAGGUGGAACAAGUUCCUGGGGUUCAACAAGUUCCUGAGGUGGAACCAGUUUCUGGGGUGGAACCAGUUCCUGAAGUGAAACCAGAUCCUGAGGUGGAACCAGUUUCUGGAGUACAACAAGUUCCUGAAGUGGAACCAGUUCCUGGAGUGCAACAAGUUCCUGAAGUGGAACCAGUUCCUGGAGUGCAACAAGUUCCUGAGGUGGAACAAGUUCCUGGGGUUGAACCAGUUUCUGCGGUGGAACCAGUUCCUCAGGAGGAACCUGUUCCUGAAGUGGAACCAGUUCCUGAGGUGGAACCAGUUCCUGGAGUGCAACAAGUUCCUGAGGAGGAACCUGUUCCUGAAGUGGAACCAGUUCCUGGGGUUGAACCAACUCCUGAACUUGAACCAGUUCCUGAGGUGGAACCUGUUCCUGAGGUGGAACCAGUUCCUGAAGUGGUACCAGUUCCUGAGGUGAAACCAGUUCCUGAGGUGGAACCUGUUCCUGAAGUGGAACCUGUUCCUGAAGUGGAACCUGUUCCUGAAGUGGAACCAGUUCCCGAAGUGGAACCAGUUCCCGAGGUGUCCGCAUCUGAUGAAUUGGUAGAUAGUGAUGCGAAGCCUCCUACAGAGCAGAAGCUACCUGAAGGUAAAAAAGCAGAAGAAGCUGAUGUCAUUAAACCAGAGGCUGAAAAGGUUGGAGUUCCCAUACAUGAGGAGAGGCCAAUGGACGUUACAGAACUAGAACCCCCUCCACAAACCGAAGAGAAGAUUAAAGAUGAAUCUAAACCUCCAGAACAACAGAUGGUAUCAGAAAAAGAUAAAUCUGACCUUCUCACAACAGAGAGAGAACAGCCUAAAGGUUCAGAGUUGGAACCAGAAGAAGGUGCAAUCAUUUCAGAAAUACUUCCUGGGGAGGGGGUUGUUGAAACAGCAGAGUCAGAACUUAGGAGGGAAAUCACAGAACCCCCUGCAGAGUCCAUAAAAAUCCUUCACACCUUAGACAGGCUGGACGACGUCUUCCAUAAGGAGGAAGGUCUUCAGGUAGUGGAAGAAGAUAAACAUAGUCCUCCCAUUGAUCUUGAUCAUCACAGUCCAUCCCUAGAAGGUAAUUUACCCAUCGUACCAGGACUCGUCCAGACCCCGGGGGAGGACCUGAGCACACCUGAGCUCAUCCAUCCAAUCACAGAAGCCUUUUACUUUGAGGAGAAAGACGCAGUUGCUUCCAGACGUCCAGAGCCUAUAGAGAGUGACCUAAACACUGAAGCACCAUCUGUCUCAGAUUUCGUAACUGUGACGGCGGCGGAGGAGCAGGUCCCACCGAAGGACAGUAGAGUCACAGACGACUCUUCAAAGGAAAGUCAGGAACAGGAAACGUUUAUGACUGCUCGACCAUUUUCAGAUGCUUUCCCUACACCGCCAUCUGCCGUCGAUUUGGUUGAGGUCACCUCAGCUGGUCCGACUGUCGACUCUGGACUCACUGAUUUAGCAGAGGACAGAUCAGAACCCGGGCUGAGCGAACCUUCUGUUGACGCCAUCUUGAAAGAGGCAGAGAGGGGAGACACUGGAGGCCCACUCACCUCUCCAGAUGUUAAGGAGGUUUCUGAGGAACUGGACCAAAUCAACGUCCAACGUAAUAAGCCAGGCGGUGAUAUCUUGUCUGCUGGUAUUACUGUUUUGCCUCCUGUGAGAUACGUGACCACACCCACCAUGACCACAGCCAGCCACGGACAGGAGCUCAUAGUGUUCUUCAGCCUUCGUCUUACCAACAUGGACUUCUCAGAAGACCUCUUCAACAAGACCUCUCCAGAGUACAGAUCUUUGGAGCAUACCCUUUUAGACGUGCUCCUGCCGUACCUGCAGGCCAACCUGACCGGCUUCAGGAACCUGGAGAUCCUCAACUUCAGGAAGGGCAGCGUCGUGGUCAACAGCAAGAUGAAGUUCGCCAGGACCGUCCCUUACAACAUCACCGAGGCCGUCCGCUGCAUCCUGGAGGAGUUCUGCUCCUCAGCUGCCAGGAAGCUGGACAUGCAGAUCGACCGCCGCUCGCUGGACGUGGAACCAGCUGAUCAGGCGGAUCCCUGCAGGUUCUUGGCCUGUGGAGACUUUUCCAGCUGUGUGGUGAACAGCUGGACUAAGGAGGCCCGGUGUUUGUGUGAGCCGGGCUUCCUGUCCGAGGACAACCAGCCCUGUCGGAGCGUUUGUGUCCUGCAGCCAGAUUAUUGUCCGGACGGAGAAUGUCACAUCGUUCCGGGACGAGGAGCCGAGUGCAGACGAAAAGGCGGAUCUCUGCGGCGAGACCCGAGCAGUUAGGAAGACAUUGGAUCGGACGGCGCCAGGGAACGUGAUUAAAGACUCAGAGACACGACUCAGCAGCAGAACCUCACUGGUGACUCUUCACCGCUUCACAUGAGAGGAAGAUCUCCGCUGGCAGAGAGGAGCUCAGCUGAUGACCCUCCAGCUGAUCAGGACCGACCCGACGGGUCGAUGCGAUCCCAGGAAACCAUCUGACCAGAACUCUCCCAUUAGUUUGAUUUCUAUGUAGCUAUAGGAGGAGCUGAGACUCAUCUGCUCUGCAUCAAGCCUUCCAGAUCGCGGAUUUUAAGGGUUCCUCUCUGCGCCGUCGCUUCGGUUCAGAUUCCUGGAGGUGAAGCUCAGCUCUGGACUUGGACUAGACCGCUGCAUCACCUUCAUUCUCCUCCUGUUCAUCCAUUCUAACCUUUGCUGGUUCCUCUGGCCCAGUGUCUCCUUUGGUCUCAGGGUUCUAAUGGCCAACAGGUUCUUCUUUUCAACAAAAAACACAAAGAGGAAAGACAUCAGAAAAAAGCCCAGAAGGACAAACGUUUUCCUCCUGCUUUGAUCAUUUGAUCAUGAGCUUUGAUCUGGUAGCCGAGGCCUGAAAACUGAAGCAAACGGAUUCAGAGGAGGAUCUGAUCUGAUCUGAUCCAGCUCCAUCCCUUCGGUACCGCUGAUAAAAUGCAGCGGAUCAGAGGAACCCGGUUCUGGUCCUUGUUCAGCCCUGGUUGCUGGGAUGGCUGAGGAAUGACCAGUCCUCAGAGAACCGCCUUCCUCUGGUCUGUCUGAAGGAUUGUCGCUACCCGAUCCGUCCUGGAAGCACGAUCCGUCCUGGAAGCACGAUCCGUCCUGGAAGCACGAUCCGUCCUGGAAGCCCGAUCCGU